UUUUGUUUAAAUAGUGGCUGCAUUUUACCAAACCAUCCAGAAUUUGGCAAAUGGUUUGUUACUGGAUCAAAAAGCCUUCAACCUGGAAUGUCAGUGGCAAGAGGAACUCGUCUAAACGUACAAUGCCACGAGCAUUUCAAACUUGAUAGUCAACGGGUAAUUAAUUGUGGAAAGAACAAGUGGUCGCGCAAACUUGGGCGAUGUCUGAAACUUUGUCCAUCAAUAGUUAGCACACCACGUAUGCGAGUCACAUGUACCUACAAAGGCAAAGAAAGAGAAAAUUGUACUGAAGCUGUGGAAGGCACUCGUGCCAGGUUUCAGUGUGCCAACUUUUACGACGUGCAGUUGAAAAGCAAACGCGUUCACGUCUGCACUAAUGGGAUGUGGGAUCAACCAAAUCCUCAGUGUGUACCAGUAUGCGGGCAAAAGCCAACCACAAAUUUAACUAUUAACGGGUAUUCCAGUGACAAUAGAGAUGCUCCAUGGCACGUAUCUAUAUACCAUGAGGACUUGGAAACUGGAAUGAAGGAUUAUAUAUUCUCUUGCGUUGGAUCUCUUUUAAGUGAACGAAUUAUACUUACAGCUGCACAUUGCGUUACUGAUGACAAACAAAAUUUGAAAUCUAAAAAACAUUACAUCGUAGCUGUUGGAAAUGAACACCAGUACUUCAACGUCUCCGCAGACACUAAAGUUCAGUUUUCUCAGGUGCACGAAAUGUUCAUACCUAGAGAAUUUAAUAUUGUAACUACUGCUGGUGACAUCGCUAUUUUAGUUACGGAGAAAACUUUUGUAUUGUCGGAGAGUGUUCUUCCGGUAUGCUUAGAUACAAGUCAAAAUCACAAGCUUACAGAAAACCAAACUGUUGAUAUCAGCUGCUUUUGGCAAAAUUCUUUGUUAACAGAAUCAGCUCAUCAUGUUUCUCAUUCGAAGUGUCAAAGUUGUCUGCAUAAAGAUUUUCAGUAUUCUUUUACACCGCAGCACCAAUGUGUGACUAUUUUUAACAAUGGAAUCGUUUCCCUUUGCUACUCCGGAAUGGGCAUUGUGUACAAGCACGACGACAAAUAUUACGUAACUGGUGUUGCAAUUAAACACAUGAUCUGUGACGGUUUCUCUUCUAAGGCUCUUAUGUCUUACGUAGACAUUUCGAAUUAUAUGAGUGCUUUUAUUUUAUCAAAAUUAUCUAUAUAUGAAACUAUGUACAUAGUACACUAUUGUCUUCGAUAUGUAUUUUAUAAUUUUGUUUUCGCUUUUCUACUUGUUUCUCACGUCAAAUUGAACCUUUUAGUAAAUAGUUUUACUUAUGGCGCGUAUGAUUACACUAACUACAUUAGAGUACGACGCAGCAACAGCUGUACUCUUCCACAACACCCACAAUUUGGUCGAUGGACCAUCUACGGCGCUUCUACCCAACUGUCUCCUGGAAAGUCAGUACCAGAACGAACAAUCUUAGAAAUACGUUGCAACAAGAAUUAUAUACCAGACGGUGAUGAUUCCACUACUUGUAAACGUGGGACGUGGACACACCAAAUUGCACAGUGUUUACAGACGUGCCCCACGAUAAGCAACACUUUGGCGAUGACGGUAACUUGCAGCCGUAACUUACAAACACUGAAAUCUUGUGCCAAUGUUUUUGACAACACAAUGGCUCGCUUUCAUUGUGCCCGCUAUUUCGAGUUCCAGACUCCGGAGGAUGAGCCGGCUCGACUGUGCUCCAACGGGAGCUGGGUUGGGAGUUUACCCACGUGCGUACCCAUAUGCGGCCAACCGUCUCCUGUAGUAGAUCCUACAUUAAUUGUUGGAGGAACUGAAGCCGAAAGAGGCAAAUAUCCAUGGCAGAUCGCUUUGUAUGACGCUAAGAGCAAAAUCUUACUUUGUGGUGGAACCCUAUUGAAUCAAAGGGUCGUCUUAACAGCGGCACAUUGUAUAACAGAUGGUAAGGCUCAACUAGCACCAAAAGAAAAUUAUAUAGUGGCAGCUGGAAAAUAUUUUCUGCGGUACGAUCAUCCCGACGAUGUAAAGAGCACACAGUUUUCUUCUGUACUCGAAAUGUUUAUUCCGGUGAAGUAUAGAGGACACGCUCGACAGUAUGCUGAUGAUAUUGCGAUUAUAAUCACGACACAAAUCUUUGAUCUUUCUAUCAACGUUCGACCUAUAUGUGUUAUAUGGGAGACGUCAAGAUAUAUAGAGCUAUUAGAUCCUACUAAUACAACACGUGCUUAUGUCAGCGGUUGGGGUUACACUCGUGAGUUCACAGGUCGUCCUGAUGUUCUUAAAGAGUUAGAAGUUCCUCUCAUUAGUGAUCAGCAAUGCAUUGAGGGACUACCCGAAGACGAUACCGAAUAUGUGACUGGCGAUAAGUUCUGUGCUGGUUUUUUAAAUUCAAGUACUUCUGUGUGUAAAGGUGACAGUGGUGGAGGUCUAGUAGCCAAACGUGACAAACGCUAUUACAUUAUUGGAAUUGUCAGUCUUUCACCGCGAGGAAACACACAAACUGGUGGCUGCAACAGUCAACUAUACACUCUUUAUACUAAUUUUUCCUCCCACAUUAACUUUGUACUAGAGAAAGAAGCCAAAUUUAGGCCCGACAUUGGACUGACGACAGAUGCGUUGCCUACAACAAGACAAGCAGUCACAAAUUUGUCAAACGGUAGUAACUGCAUUUUACCAAUUCCUCCACAAUUUGGUAAAUGGCGAAUUGUUGGAGCGGAAAUACUUAAACCUGGAAUGUUUGUAGCAACAAAAACUAUUAUACACGUACAAUGUGACGAGCAUUUCAAACUAGAAGGUCCACAGACAAUGAUCUGCAGAAACGGAAGAUGGUCGCAGGAGGCUGGGCGGUGCCUGAAAGUUUGCCCACCAAUAAUUAGCACACCAAUUAUGCGAGUCACAUGUACCUACAACGGCAAAGAAAGAGAAAAUUGUACUGAAGCUGUGGAUGGCACCAGCGCCAAGAUUCAGUGUGCCGACUUUUACGAAGACUUGCAGUUGGAAAAUGAACCCGAUCACAUCUGCUUUGAUGGGACGUGGAGUCGGCCUCAUCCUCAGUGUGUGCCAGCAUGCGGGCUAUGGCCAACCAGAAAUUUCGCUCAGUCUUCCGAUAGCAACAAAUAUUACCCCUGGCAUGUGUUUAUCUAUGCCUAUAACAAAGAACAACGUAACAAUCAACUUAUUUGUAGUGGAUCUCUAAUAAGCGAAACAAUGAUACUUUCAGCUCUAAUUUGUUUCCGUGAUCCCAAAAGUGACUUCCACUUCCAGAAAAAUUACACCGUAGCUGCUGGAAAAAGUUACAAAGUGUUCAACGACGUCAGAGACACUGAGGCCCAGUUUUCUGAAGUGAUUAAAAUGUAUCUAUUUAGGAACUUUAGUCCCCUUGGACUUGGUGGUGCCGCUUUUUUGGUAAUAGAAAAGCCGUUUGUGCUGUCGCGGAAUGUUCUGCCGAUAUGUUUCGACGAGUACCAAGAUCACAACCCAAUAGAGAAUCAAACUCUUUAUAUCAGCAGUUGGAAUUUUCAGAAUCGCAAUUCUAUCGAUACUUCGAACGAACAACCAACCCGUUUUCUUUCUCAUUCUACGUGCCGAAGUUGCACCAAAAUACUUUUUCAUCCGUUUUUAACAAAACACAGGUCUUGCGUGUCGUGUUCAAACAGUGGUGACAAGUGCCGUUACGAAAUUGGUAGCAGUUUUGCGUACAAGUACAAAAACAGGUACUAUGUUUCUGGUGUUGCUGAUAGUUUGGCUGGAAAACACCUUACAGGAAUACACAAGUGUAGAACGGAGUUUAUCACGUUUUACUUUGAUGUUUCGAAUUAUAUGAGAAAUUUAACAAAGUUUCCCAAAAGUAAAUCAUACUAUGGAGGAAACUAACAAUGAAAUAAAUACAUUUCCUUAUCAGAAAGUGAUUUCAUCGUCCUUAGAUAAUCCUAUUUCGUACUCCAAGAACACUCAAAAUCAUUAAUCAAAAA
Messenger RNA from Zophobas morio, 3962 nucleotides. RefSeq lists its product as uncharacterized. The annotation marks the transcript as partial. The transcript has 23 exons. NCBI's taxonomy places the organism in Eukaryota, Metazoa, Arthropoda, Insecta, Coleoptera, Tenebrionidae. The record is from RefSeq and is a predicted model, not a curated record. Gene Ontology annotation, molecular function: serine-type endopeptidase activity. Gene Ontology annotation, biological process: proteolysis.